Molecule: messenger RNA, 1516 nt
Organism: Vitis vinifera (wine grape)
Lineage: Eukaryota; Viridiplantae; Streptophyta; Magnoliopsida; Vitales; Vitaceae
Product: NAC domain-containing protein 40
Exons: 4
Coding region: 214-1014 (266 amino acids)
Biological process (GO): regulation of DNA-templated transcription
Molecular function (GO): DNA binding
Source: RefSeq, a predicted model, not a curated record
ACUCACGGAGACCCAAAGUAGCAGCUGAGUCAAGCCCUCUCAAUUUUCCCGACCGAAAGGAACUGAAGAAAAGUGCGAGAAAGUGGAGAGAGAAAGUAAGAGAGAGAAUAACUGCAGCGCAAGCGAACUUGCCAACCAAGACUUAGCUUCGCAGCAAUUCUCCUCUGAUUCUUUUCUUUCUUGGGAAAGUGACUGAAACUGAAAGCCCUUGUGAUGGAGCGAGAGAGAAAUCAACGGUUUCUCGAUGAGGGGAUGUCUGAGGUGCCGAGAGAGACUCAGUUGUCAAUUGCAGCUUCGUCGAUGUUUCCAGGGUUUAGGUUUUCGCCGACUGAUGAGGAGUUGAUAUCUCAUUAUCUGAAGAAGAAGAUUCAAGGCUCUGAGAAAAGCGUUGAAGUUAUUGCUGAGGUUGAAAUCUGUAAAUACGAACCUUGGGACUUACCAGCCAAAUCUAUUAUUGAAUCGGAGAAUGAGUGGUUCUUCUUUUCUCCUCGUGGAAGGAAGUAUCCAAAUGGCUCUCAAAGUAAGAGGGCAACUGAAUAUGGUUACUGGAAAGCCACUGGGAAAGAGCGAAUUGUGAAGUCAGGUUCUACUUUGAUUGGUUCAAAACGAACUUUGGUGUUCCACAUAGGCCGUGCACCAAAAGGGGAGAGGACGGAAUGGAUAAUGCAUGAGUAUUGUAUGGAGGGGAAAUCUCAGGAUUCUCUGGUUGUUUGUCGGCUUCGAAAGAACACUGAAUUUCGAAUGAAUGGAUCUCAAAGGCGUUUGUCAACUAUGACUGGUCAUAACCAUGCCAUCUCUGAAGUUAAUAUUGACCAGACAAAUUUGUCUGAAAGAGAGCAGGGAAUUGAAUCUAGUUCAAAUAAGUGUAGCAGCAGUUAUGAUUCUUAUUCUAUUGGGCAAGUUGAUUCUACAUCUGAAUCUGAUCAGAAACCAUCAAAUGAGUUUACACAGCCGGAGUCUUCACACCAGCAGGUUAAACUAAUGGCAGGGUUGAAUGAAACUUCUAUUGGUUAAUCAACCAUACAUCUGAAUAUGGAAUAUGAUCCAUGUCUUUUAUAUUCCAGGACUGUGACAGGGCAGAUGAUUGUUUUGCUGAAAUAAUGAACGAUGAUAUCAUAAAGCUCGAUGAAACUUUUCUAGCUGAUAAUCCUCAACUCCUAUUUAUGAUUGCUGAUAAAACUGAGCUAGAGAGAGAAUCUGAACCACCAGAACCAGUUGACACAACUCAGGUACUUCCUUUUCAGGGGACAGCAAAUAGAAGAAUCAGAUUGAAGAAGCAAGGUCCAAGAAGGAUAAGUUACCCGGCAGAGUAUAUGAGCAUUGAGCCACCAAAAUAUCUAAUGAAGACUCUGGUUAAUCGGCUCAUAUAUUUGCUUGUGAUUAUCCUGACAUUGUUGGUUUUGUUUUCGUCGUUGGGAGGAUCAGGAUGGGUUAAAAAGGUCAUUCACACCACCAUGUACCAUGACUUUUGACUCUAAAUGUUAAUACUAGAUGUGUAUGCUUUCUUUUCUCUCUA